This is a messenger RNA of Pyrus x bretschneideri (Chinese white pear), 1485 nucleotides long. RefSeq names its product protein WVD2-like 3. Gene Ontology annotation, molecular function: microtubule binding. The record is from RefSeq and is a predicted model, not a curated record. Gene Ontology annotation, biological process: microtubule cytoskeleton organization. Lineage: Eukaryota; Viridiplantae; Streptophyta; Magnoliopsida; Rosales; Rosaceae.
GCUUUUUCUGUAUUGCAAGUGUAAUGGGGAUAGAAGUUACAGAUAUCUGCAUGGACAAGGAAUCAGAAUGUGUCACAAAUUACUCAGAAGGUCUUUCUCAUGAUUCAAAUCAUGAGAGAAUCCCCAGUGAUCACGUGAUUUCAGAGUCAUAUGAGCAUAUUAAUGGGGAUCGUGAACAACAAAAUUUGGAAGAAAGUCUUGAAGUAAAGGAGUAUGAAGUGAAAGAAUGUACUACAGAAAACUCUGUUGAUGUUUCUCAACUGAGUCUUAUUGAAAAAUUUAGUGAGGAUCAGAAUGUAGUAAGGUCGAACUCUGAUAAUGACCAGCCUUUGAAUAAGGUUCAACUGGAUUCUGGGAAAACAAAGGUUAGUAGUAAGUCACUAGCAUCUGCAAAACGUGUAUCUAAACCUGCUGCGGGAAAUGCUAGAACAAAACACACUGUUCCACAGCCAUUUACCUUAGCGACUGAAAAGCGUGCUUCAUGUGGAACUCGUCCAGUCAGUGCUGUACUUAAUGGUGCCAAUAAAUUACCCAACACAAGUGAUCUGCGUCAUCUUAAUACCACAAAGCAUAACCAGCCAAUAUCAACUUUGGUACCAAGGAUGCCAAUGCAACCAGAUAAGAAGAAGCAUUCUGAUGAGGAAGAUUCCUGUUCUGUUGCUUCCACCACAGUAGCAUCUGCACGAACUACUAGGUCAAGAGCAAUUGUUGCAUCAGCUCCAACGUUUAGAUGCACUGAGCGUGCGGAGAAAAGGAAGGAGUUUUAUUCAAGGUUAGAGGAGAAGCACCAAGCAUUGGAGGUGCAAAAAACUGAAAGCGAUGCAAGGACCAAGGAAGAGAAGGAGGCGGCUAUCAAGCAACUGAGAAAGAGUUUAACAUUUAAGGCAAACCCGAUGCCAAGCUUCUAUCACGAGGGACCUCCACCUAAAACUGAACUUAAAAAGCUGCCACCAACUCGUGCAAAGUCACCAAAGCUUGGCCGGAGGAUGAGCUGCAGUGAAACAGUCAAAGUAUCUCGAGGAGACAGAAUGAAAGGAAAUCGUCACAGUAUGGGUAGUUACAAAAAAGACACCACUUAUGCUGGUUCCCUGAAAAGUGAGGGUCAGAUCAACAUCCAAAAUGGUAAUGCCGUUUGCGAGUUCAUUGAUGAGACAAAGAAAGUGGACGAGAUAAACAAGUUUGUUCCGGCAAACCUAAAUGGACAGCACAUGGACAUGUAUGUUCAAUCUUGAUUUUCUGGUGAGUGUCGUAAUUUACAAGAGGAAACGAGUCUUCACUUUCUGUCUCAAUCUUGUGACUUGCUCUGAAGUAUGUGCAUGUUUUGUUUCUGUAACUUGCAGUGACUUGUUGCAUUGUUUGUGUGUAAUUUAUGAACUGUACACAUCUUCUGUAAUUUAUAUCCACUCGUGUAUAUGAAGAGUUAUUUAUUCACCAAGAAUACUGCUUGUACUCUUGUCUGAAUAAUCUAAUUAUGUUGGAGAUCAA